Molecule: messenger RNA, 563 nt
Organism: Pyrenophora tritici-repentis Pt-1C-BFP
Lineage: Eukaryota; Fungi; Ascomycota; Dothideomycetes; Pleosporales; Pleosporaceae
Source: RefSeq, a predicted model, not a curated record
AUUCUCCAUCAACACAUCAACUCAACAGUCCAUCCAUCGUCUUUACCUACACUCUACCCGGGUACCCAUCAAACCAGCGAAUUCCUUCAAACUUCAGCCGCAGUUACUUUACAUACCUCUUCCGAUCAACUUCCGAAUCAACAACUUCAUCAUGCCUGCCAGCGUUGCCUCCUCCGUCUCCACCAUCAUCAAGCCCGCUCCCAUCACCAAGUGCGGCGAGUCCUGCGAAUGCUGCGGUUGCGACGAGUCCUGCUGGUGCAUCGUCAUGUAAACCGAUCAACGGCAGCCACCUUUACAAGCAUGAAGGAUGAAGAAUAGGUCUAUUAGCGAUGGACGGGAGUUUUAGGGGAUAGGAAUACCAAUCUGUGAAUACCUUUAAGUGCUUGUGUUUCCAAAUGAGGCCUCCAUUUGUACUACCCAGGUACUCUGACAGAUCUGCAUCGUCGCAUCACGCAAUGUUUCCUUUCCUCGUCGUCUCCAUAGUCUCUCAAAGUUUUUUUUAUUUUGAUGAGGUGUCAUUUACUUCGGCAACUCCCAUUCGAAACAUCCAAAUCCUACACACA